Messenger RNA from Zonotrichia albicollis (white-throated sparrow), 1245 nucleotides. The record is from RefSeq and is a predicted model, not a curated record. NCBI's taxonomy places the organism in Eukaryota, Metazoa, Chordata, Aves, Passeriformes, Passerellidae.
CAUGUCCCCAACUCCAUGGGGUCUCCAAUAUCCUGUGGGGUGUAGAUCCUGACCUGAGGGGGCCCCUCGUGGGUGGGCACGAACCUUACACCCCUGGUUUGGAGCUGGGUCCCCAGCUGAGGCCAGGAUGGCUGCACCCCAUCCUCCCCCCCAUCCCCACAGGAACUGCUUCAUCUCAUUGGGUUUGUUUUCACCUGAAUGGUGACAUUUGUGUGACAUUUUCUACCUCCGCUGGGGCCGGGGGUGGCAGGGCCUGGCUGGCACCACUGAGGGGUUUGUGCGGGGCCGCCGGCGUUCCCCGGAUUCCCCAAAGUGGGAUUCACCCCCAGCCGUUCUCCCCUCCUGGGCUGGCAUCCCUUCCCAGCCAGGAGCAUUUCCAUUCACUCCUUCAUCAGCAUCACCCCCUUCCAGCUCUGCAGUAUAAACCUGAGCUGGGACCCUCCGUCCCUCCCCUGACCUCACCCUGUGUCCCCCCUGCCUGUCCCCAGACCGUGCCCCACCUGCCCUGGCUGCUCCUGCCUCCCCAGAGGAGUGGGGCUGCUCGGGCUCUGGGUUUGAAUGUGUCCCUGGUCCUGCCCAGAUCCACCGGCCCCCACCGAGGGGCUGUGCUGAAUGUACCCUGUGCCCCCCGGCUGGGACUGUCCUGGGGGGCUCUGUGUGUGUGUGUGUGUGCGUGUGUGUGUGUGUGCGUGUGCAGGGGCUGGCAGGGGUUUGCAGGGCAGGGGAGCUGUUGGACACCCCAACCUUGUGCUGCCCACCUUGCCCCCCACACCCACAGCCCCUGUGCCUUCCCUGCAUCCCCUGUGCCCUUGCCAUGGCUCCAAAGGGUUCUGGCCUCUGUCUGCCCCGAGCCACAGUGCCAAGCCCUGCCUGGGCAGGGGAGUAUGGGCAGCACUGAGAGCCCCUCUGUGCCAUAGGGCACCGUGUGAGGCACUGGAGGAGUGGGAUGGGAGAGCUGCACCUGGGAGCUGUGGGGAUGUGGGGUCCUUGAGGGACAGUGUGGGUGCCCAGCCCUGUGACAUGGCCAGGCUGGGAGGGAUGUGGUGGCACUGGGGUGGCAUCACGUUGCUUUUAUUUCCCAUUUUUUGGUAGCUGGGGUGACAGCAGGCUGGGCUAGCCAUCGCUGGGUUGACUGGUGCUAACUGGUGCUAACUGGAAGCCUUGGAAACCCUUUGGAGGAGGGUGCAGAGCAUGGCUGGGGCUGGGCAGUGGGCUGGGCCCCUGUCACCUGCACUGCUCCUUCAA